Paramecium sonneborni is the source of this 1485-nucleotide messenger RNA. The record is from the annotation of a GenBank genome assembly. Lineage: Eukaryota; Ciliophora; Oligohymenophorea; Peniculida; Parameciidae.
AUGAAUAAUGGUUCAAACAAAAAGAAUGCAAUAUAUAAACCAACCUUGCCAAGAUUGAAAAUAAUUCAUUAAUAGAGAUAGAUAUUAAGUUCCCCUUAGAAAACAAAAUUUAUAGAUGAAAAAAAAUUAGAAUAAAUAGUAGAGAGAAGAAACUUUUAGAAGUAAUUGAUAGAUCUAGUGAUACCUAUUCAUGAUGAUGCCUAAUCAAGUAUAAUAAAUUCAGAGUUCUCAAAGGGUGAUUUAUUAAAGCAUUAUAAGUAACUUCCAUCUAAACCAACUUUAUUAUUUGAGAAAGCAAUGAAAGGAUUGCAUCCUCUUCAAUAAUAAGAGUAUAGAAAUAAAGAACUUGAGAAAUUAGAUAAGAAGGUAUAGUAAUUAAAUGAAAGAAAUCCAUUACAAGAAUCAUGGAAAUCUCCAUUUUUAUCAUAACCAAGAUUAUAUAAAUCAUCUGAAGAGGUUGAUCUGAGUGCAUCUUAAGAUAUUGAUCCUAAUGUAUAAAAUGUAGUAGUAUUAAAUGAAAAUUUAAGAGGAUUUGGUUCUAGAUUAAGAUCAUAUUUGGAUUAUGAUAAACAUACAGUAUUUGAAAGAUAAAAAGGGAAUCCUAAAUAUUUAUAUAGAGAUAAUAUGAUAAGAAUGAUAAAGAAUAAUUCUACAAAAGAAUUAGAUUUAGUAAAGGAGUGGAACUUUUUAAUAAAUUAUGAUAAAUUGACAUCACAUGCUCAACUUUAGAAACCAGAAAUAAGAAUGUAAUAAUUUGGAACUAUUUCAUCAAUAAGUCAUUAUUAUAGUAUAUAAGAUUUUCAUAAAAAGAAGAUGGGUUAAAGUUUAACUUAAUAAACUCCGAAUUCAUAAAUAUCUCCUUAAUUUGUUGUUAAGAAUUCAAGACAGAGUAAUUCUUCAGAACCAAUAGAUUUUGGAAAAUCAAAUUAGGUUUUAUUAGAUGUAUCUGAAGUAGAAAAAGGAUAGGAUGAUGUGUCUAUUCAUAAAGAUACAUUUUUAACAUAUUGUUAAGUAUUUUGGGAUUUAAUAAGAAAAGAGGAUGAAAUAGUAGAAAGAGUUGUAUGGGCAUUUUGUAAAGGAGAUUAUUUUACAUUUAGUGGAUUUAAACAUUUUUAUAAAUUAAUAGUAUUUUAAGAGGGAACUUUUGAGGAUUAUAUAAAAUUUACAUAUGAUUUCUUUUUGGCUUCAGAUCGUAGUGAGAUUCCAUUUACAGAAAUAUAAGGAUUACUAAGAUUACUGGCUUCAAAAAUAGAUGGUAAAGAUCAUGUUUUGAGUGAUUAAAUACUUAUGGAUAUAGUAAAUUAAAUUCAUAGGUAAAAAUAAUUAUUACCAAUAAUUUUAUAGACCUUAAGUAAUAUCAAAGGAAACAUUACAACAAUUGAUUUUUGAAGAUAAGAUCCCUCCUACUGUCGUUGUUAAGAUGGUGUAUGAGUAGUCCUGAUAAAAUUGUGAAUUAUUAAUAUUUUUUAUUAACGGCUACUUAGA